AUGCUCCGGCUCCGUACGUGCGUCCUCGACCACCUCAUCUCCUCUCCAGCUACCUCUCCCGUAUCCUCUCUCCACCGUCUCGUCUCCGCCGCCGCGCUCGCCGUUUCCCCAAACCCUAGCUUCGCCGUGGAGGAGUACCUCGUCUCCACCUGCGGCCUCACCCGAUCCCAGGCCCUCAAGGCCUCCGCCAAGCUUUCCCACCUCAAGUCCCCCGCCAAUCCCGACGCCGUGCUCGCCCUCCUCGCCGGCCUCGGCCUCUCCACCACCGACAUCGCCGCUCUCGUCGCCAGGGACCCGCUGCUCCUCUGCGCCCAAGUGGAGAAAACCCUGGCCCCCAACGUGGCGGGGCUCACCGGCCUCGGUCUCUCGCGUUCGGAGGUCGCACGCCUCGCCUCGAUUGGCCCCGAGAGAUUCCGCUCUAGAUCCAUCGUCUCCAAGCUGCACUACUACUUGCCUCUCUUUGGGUCCUCUGAGUACCUCCUCCGGGCCCUCAAGAGGAACUUCUACCUUCUCUCCGCUGACCUCGACGAUGUGGUUAAGCCCAAUGUCGCUUAUCUGCAGGAGUGCGGGCUAGGUGCUUGUGAUAUUGCCAAGCUAUGCAGCCGUCAACCAUGGAUUGUCACCGCCAACCUGGAGCGUGUCCAGGCGAUGGUGGAAUGCGCUGAAAACAUAGGUGUGCCCCGUGCCUCUGGGAUGUUCAGGCACGCGCUGCACGCUGUUGCAUUUCUCAGCGAGGACAAGAUCGCAGCCAGGGUGAACUACUUGAAGAACACCUUCAGCUGGACGGAUGCUGAGGUAGGCAUGGCUGUUUCUAAGGCUCCAACUGUGCUGGCGAGGUCCAAGGAGUCGCUGCAGCGCAGGUCUGAGUUCCUCAUCUCCGAGGUGGGCUUGGAACCGGUGUACAUUGCUCAACGGUCGGAAAUAAUCGGUCACAACCUAGAGGGCCGGCUCAGGCCCCGGUACUAUGCUGUGAAGUUUCUCAAGGAAAAUGGAUUGCUCAAGCGUGACCCAAACUACAGUACCGUUUUCAAGAUUAGUGAGAAGGCAUUCAGGAAGAAGUUCAUAUUCCCUCACAAGGAGGCUGCACCGCACCUCACAGAAGACUACGAUGCCGCUUGCAAGGGGGACGUGCCGACUAAUUUCAGAUUCACAUAA
Molecule: messenger RNA, 1155 nt
Organism: Triticum turgidum subsp. durum (durum wheat)
Lineage: Eukaryota; Viridiplantae; Streptophyta; Magnoliopsida; Poales; Poaceae
Source: the annotation of a GenBank genome assembly